AUGUAUAAAUUAUGUUUCUUUUUAAUUUUGAUAACAUUACAACAAUCUUAAUCAUGCAGUCAUUUUAAUGGUUGCUAAAGAACAAAUUAGAUAAAAUCAAUCCUGAGAGGCAAUUAUAAAAAUAUUAUAAGUUAUGAGAAUGGCUCUUUAUUAGUAAGUAGAAAAUAAAACUCAUUUAAUGGGUCAGGAAGAUUUAUAGGAAUGCUUUUUAGAAACGAAAUAUAUGCAAAUUCAGCUGAUUUAAAAGGUACUUUCUGUGGCAUAAGCUAUUCUAUACUUAUAGAACUGAGAUAAAAUUAUGAAUUGAAUAAUCUUAAAUUAUGGCUAUGGGAUGCACAAGCACGAUAUUACAAUCUUAUAGUGUAUGCUAUAUUUUCAGAAAAGGAAACAACUAUUUUUGAUUCAGUUUCUGCAUAAUCAAUCAUUCACAUUUAAUUUCCUGUUUAGAUUGUUAAACAAUUUAGAAUUUAUAAUAGAAACGGAAACUCAGCUUCAGGGACAACAAAUGUAGUUAAGGCAGAGGCAUAUUAUCGAAUUUGA
Paramecium pentaurelia is the source of this 540-nucleotide messenger RNA. The record is from the annotation of a GenBank genome assembly. Lineage: Eukaryota; Ciliophora; Oligohymenophorea; Peniculida; Parameciidae.